UAACCUAACUUUUUGACCGCUGUCUUUUCAGUUAGUCUUCGGAAGGUUAUUAUAGUAUCAGAAGAAGUCUAAAUUAAGGAAGCAGAAUAUUCAUCACACAACCAUUGCUUCUCUUUAAUUUUUUAUUUGAUAAAGGCUUUUUUGCCUUAAGAAAAAUGUCAUCAAAAGUAGAUUGGGCUAAGUACGUUGAAGAGCAAGAAAAAAAGGUUGUGAAAAAGAUAGAAAAUAUAGAAAUAUCAAAUUCCAAUGAAAACCCUGAAAAAAAGCCAGAGGAUGUUUCAGAAGAUGUUCCUGAUCAGUUCAGUCCAGCAGAAGCCAGUUUAUUGGAAAAAAUAAUAAGAAGAGGUCUGGUUGAAAAUAAAAAUGACAUUGAAAUUCAAAGACAGGAUCCAAAUUCUCCUUUACACUCAGUGAAAACAUUUGAAGCACUACAUUUGAAACCUAAUCUAUUAAAAGGUGUUUAUGAAAUGGGGUUUAAUGCACCAUCUAAAAUCCAAGAGACAGCAUUACCAACCUUAUUGGCUGAUCCACCACAAAACUUAAUAGCACAAUCACAAUCAGGAACUGGAAAAACGGCUGCUUUUGUGUUGGCAAUGCUAACUAGGGUUGAUCCAUUAAAAAAUUAUCCUCAAGUAAGUUGUUAUUUUAUAUUAUAUCAUGGUCACACGGGAAUCCCCAAUCACCUUGCCGAUUUUCGAGGGGAGGAAGUUCCAAGGGGAAGCAAAUUAACUGAACAUAUUAUUAUUGGAACUCCCGGUAAAGUUAUGGAUUGGGCUAUCAAGUAUCGUUUCUUUGAUUUAAGUAAAAUUACUGUCUUUGUAUUGGACGAAGCUGAUGUUAUGAUUGCAACACAAGGACACCAAGAUCAAUGCAUAAGAAUACACAAGUGCUUAGAUCAACAGAAAUGCCAGAUGAUGUUUUUUUCUGCAACCUAUAAUCAGGAAGUAAUGGAAUUUGCAGAAAUAAUUGUCCCCAAUCCACUUAUUAUUCGUUUGAAACGUGAAGAAGAGAGUUUAGAUAAUAUACAACAGUACUAUGUUAAAUGUGCUAAUAGGCAGCAAAAAUAUGACGCUGUUACAAAUAUAUAUGGAACUGUUGGUGUUGGACAAGCUAUAAUUUUUUGCCACGUAGGUACAUUAAAUUUUUGCUGCGCUUAUUACAAUUUAAAACUUAAAAUAGUAAAUAUGAAUAAGUGGUAACGUUA
Molecule: messenger RNA, 1204 nt
Organism: Agrilus planipennis (emerald ash borer)
Lineage: Eukaryota; Metazoa; Arthropoda; Insecta; Coleoptera; Buprestidae
Product: DEAD-box helicase Dbp80
Exons: 7
Coding region: 156-1199 (347 amino acids)
Biological process (GO): poly(A)+ mRNA export from nucleus
Cellular component (GO): nucleus; cytoplasmic stress granule
Molecular function (GO): ATP binding; RNA binding; RNA helicase activity
Source: RefSeq, a predicted model, not a curated record